Molecule: messenger RNA, 1385 nt
Organism: Dendronephthya gigantea
Lineage: Eukaryota; Metazoa; Cnidaria; Anthozoa; Malacalcyonacea; Nephtheidae
Product: ficolin-2-like
Exons: 5
Coding region: 57-1046 (329 amino acids)
Source: RefSeq, a predicted model, not a curated record
UUUCAGCAACUACAUGUUGGAUACAGCACAUUUACCGACCUUAUAUUCCUUUAAUCAUGUUUAAGAUAACAACUUCAAUCUUACUGAUGAUUAAAAUCGCAUGUAUCAUUUCACAGAACUGUUUUACCAGGGUUUACAAUGCCGCUAGAACAGGAGGUUCUUCUUUGCCCCCAAAUGAAAUUAUAUCAAAUCAUACCGUGAACUCAAGCUUUGUCCAGGUAGAGUGUCUUGAGCUCUGCCAAAAGGCACCGAAAUGUAUCGGAUUUAACUACAGAGACACGAUUAAUGUUGUGAACUGCCAACUGACCAACAUCACAAGAAAAAGAAAUCACACCGCAACGACUGAAGAAUGGACACUAAUGCUCGAUGACGAAGCGGCAAAGAAUAUGGAAGAAUGGAGCAAUGACAAUUCAGCUACCGGCUCCAGCUGUGCAGAUCUGUAUAACAAAGGAGUGAGAACAGAUGGUAUUUAUACCAUCAAUCCUGACAACCAGGGAUCUUUCCAAGUCAGAUGUGAUAUGAGCACAGACGGAGGUGGCUGGACCGUGUUCCAAAGAAGACAAGAUGGAAGUCAAAAUUUCUACCUCGGAUGGUCAGACUAUAAAGCAGGCUUUGGUGAUCUUAACGGCGAGUUCUGGUUGGGCCUUGAUAAAAUACAUCGUUUGUGGAAAUCUGGUCAAAAUGUUCUAAGAAUUGAUUUGAUGGAUUUCAAUAGCGAUAAACGUUACGCUAAAUAUGGAACGUUUAGUGUAGCUGAUGAAUCAGACAAAUACAGAUUGAAUAUUGGCAGUUAUUCAGGCAAUGCAAAGGAUUCUCUGGCUUAUCAUGAUAACAUGCAGUUCACUACUAAGGAUAGCGACAAUGAUAAAUACUCUGGUAAUUGUGCUGCAACUUACAAGGGAGCUUGGUGGUAUAAGAGCUGUCAUUAUUCUAACCUCAAUGGCCAGUACCUGGGUGCAGGUCAGACUAGUGGCAGCGGAAUAAGAUGGAACCAAUGGAAAUUGAACGUGAUGAAAAAAACGGAGAUGAAAAUUCAUCCAAACUAGUUUUAACAUGCAUGGACACCAAGAAAUGAACAUACGUACACACUUAUUCGUUUGUGAUUGAAUUAUGAUACAGAGAUAAUUAUGUAAUAGAGGAGUUUGCGGGAGUUAGCCUGUGCAACAAGAAGGAGUUUCGUUUUAGCCAGUCAGGAAAUUUGUUCACGUUUAAAUAACCCAAUAAGAAUGCAUAAAUCUUCAGCACUGCCCGGGUAAAAUGUAUACAGGGUAAUACAGCUUUUGCAAUAAUUUUACAUGAACUUUUCAGUAAUUUAUUUAGUUAAGCUGUAAUUUGUUAACCUGAGCUAAAAGCAAGGAUUAAAUUGAACCAAAAGAAUUAUUAGG